AUGGAAGCGCUUCUGGUCACUUUGGCGCUGCUAGCUAUUCUAGUCUAUAAAUAUUUGACCUGGCAUCAUGGUGUGUUUAAGAAGUUGGGCUUGGACGGUCCAAAGCCAAAUAUAUUUUUGGGAAAUUUUCCAAGCGCGAUAACCGGCAAGCAACCACUUGCCUAUGAAGCUGAUGAGAUUUAUAGCAAAUACAAGAAGAGUCAUCGCGCUAUUGGCGUCUUUAUGACACGAAAUCCACAAAUUCUGAUCCUCGACCCACAAUUGGCCCAGGACGUUUUGGUGAAGAACUUUGGCAAGUUUCGCGGCAAUUUAGCUGCAAAUUGGAUUUAUGACAGAAAAUUGGACAAACUGGCUGCGCUUAGUCCAUUUUUCACCAGUGACGAUUCAUGGAAAACGAAACGUUCCGAUCUUGUUACAGGUUUAACGCAAAAUAAGCUCAAUGCGGCAUAUCCAAUCCUAAAGGGCUGUGCAGAGAAACUAUCCAAAUAUCUCGAAAAAAGAACUGCCCAAGGCAACGCGGUCAUAGAAACCAAAAAUCUCGGCUUCUGCUUUACCUCGAACGUUUUGGGCGAGUUUCUGUGGGGCAUUGAAACGAAUGCGCUUGCCAAACCAGAUGAACCAAACAUUUAUCUCCAAAUGCAGGCCAAAUGGUUGCAGUUCAUUGUUAAUUCGUUGGACACCUAUUUUAAGUUAUUACCAUUACCUUGGCUACGUCGUUUUGCACAAAAGCGUUUAUUCUCGGAGGACACCAAUAAUUUCUUUUCGAAACUCACAAAAGAUGCCCUUGAGCUGAGAGCCAAGGAUACAAAUAGUCAGAGUAGAGUCGAUUUCCUGAACCAUCUGCGACAAUUGCAGGAAAAGAAGGGUAUAACACACGACGAUAUGGUCGGGCAUAUACUGACCACAAUGCUGAAUGGCUAUGAAACCUCGGCCACAGUGCUCUUCCACACAAUAUUCUAUUUAGCGCAUCAUCCGGAAUAUCAGGAGAAGUUACGUGCUGAAAUAUUGGAGAAUAUCGAAGAGGAUGGCUUUGUGAGCUACCAAAAAUUGUCUAGCCUGCCUUAUUUGGAUCAAUGUUUUCAUGAAUCCAUACGCUUGAUCACCGUGGUCUCCUUUUAUGCGCGCAUUUGCACGGAACCCACGGAACUUGAUGUCGGUGACGGCCAUAUCAUACCGAUUCGUGUUGGCAAUGUGGUCAGUGUGCCCAUAUUUAGUUAUCACCAUAACCCCGAUUACUUUCCAAAACCAUCGGAAUAUAAUCCGGAUCGUUUCAACAAUGCGGCACAUGUCGACCUGAUCAAAAAGGGCAUAUUCAUGCCAUUCGGUAGUGGACCGCGUAUAUGUGCGGGAAUACAUUUGGCUACGAUGGAGGUCAAGGCUUGUCUCGUGGAAAUUUUCAAGUCUUAUCGUGUUAAAUGUUGCGCAAAAACAAUACCUGAAAAGCGACACGAUUCGCCCACGUUUAUUGUGGGCAUUGAUGGCGAGUUUUGGUUAGAGUAUGAGAGGCUGUAAUCUUUGUUAAGUUGAGAAGUAGGUUCAAUAAAUUUAGUAUGCUACUGUAUAAAUGGUCAAUGUUUAGUGUACACUGUCAGCUGAA
Bactrocera tryoni is the source of this 1597-nucleotide messenger RNA. Its product is annotated as probable cytochrome P450 309a2. The record is from RefSeq and is a predicted model, not a curated record. The coding region runs from base 1 to 1512 and encodes 503 amino acids. Gene Ontology annotation, molecular function: oxidoreductase activity, acting on paired donors, with incorporation or reduction of molecular oxygen; monooxygenase activity; iron ion binding. The transcript has 8 exons. NCBI's taxonomy places the organism in Eukaryota, Metazoa, Arthropoda, Insecta, Diptera, Tephritidae.